This is a messenger RNA of Pogoniulus pusillus (Red-fronted tinkerbird), 6638 nucleotides long. RefSeq names its product pyroglutamyl-peptidase I (gene PGPEP1). NCBI's taxonomy places the organism in Eukaryota, Metazoa, Chordata, Aves, Piciformes, Lybiidae. Gene Ontology annotation, molecular function: pyroglutamyl-peptidase activity. Gene Ontology annotation, biological process: proteolysis. Gene Ontology annotation, cellular component: cytosol. The record is from RefSeq and is a predicted model, not a curated record.
GCGCACUCGGUGCGGGGCGGCGGCGGCGGGACGGGCCGGAGCCGCGAUGGAGAAGCCGCGGCGGGCGGUGGUGGUGACGGGGUUCGGCCCCUUCGGGGAGCACGCCGUCAACGCCAGCUGGAUCGCGGUGCAGGAGCUGGAGAAGCUUGGGCUGGGAGAUGAUGUGGAUCUGCAUGUCUAUGAGGUCCCAGUGGAGUACCAGACAGUGCAGAGGCUCAUCCCUGCUCUGUGGAAGAAGCACAGCCCACAGCUGGUGGUCCAUGUGGGUGUUUCAGGUAUGGCUACAACUGUCACCCUGGAGAAGUGUGGCCACAACGUGGGCUACAAGGGCCUGGACAACUGCCGCUUCUGCCCGGGCUCGCAGUGCUGCGUGGAGGGCGGCCCAGAGUGCAUCGACUCCAUCAUUGACAUGGACACAGUCUGCAGGAGGGUCUCAGCCCUGGGGCUGGAUGUCACAGUCACCAUCUCCAAGGAUGCUGGCAGGUACCUCUGUGACUUCACCUACUACACCUCUCUGUACCAGAGCCGCGGGCGGUCAGCCUUUGUCCAUGUCCCCCCCCUGGGCAAGCCCUACAGUGCCCAGCAGCUAGGCCGGGCCCUGCAGGCCAUCAUAGAAGAGAUGCUGGAUGUUCUGGAGCACUCAGAAGACAAAAUCAACUGCCAGCAUGAACAUUGAGAGUGGGCAGAAGCUACCCUAGGAUUGCACUUCCAAACCUUUCCCUGCUACUGAAGUACUGGGGGGAAAAACUGGUCUGAAAGGUCCAGACCCAGAGACUUCAAAAGGAAAAAACCCACAAACAGAAAGGAAAAUUCCACCUCUAGAAAGUGACUUUUUUUUUCUUUUGAUCAAAUGUUUCAGCCUAGGCAGCAAAGGAUCCAAAACCUCUUCCUUAAAACUCCUGCAGCUGCUCGUUCCUGAAGGGACUGAGGGCUCUGUGCUGUGCUUCACCCAGGGCGAGGUGGCAGCUCCCAGCAAAUUGCUCACCUGGGCUGGGUGUGUUCAGGUGCAGGGAGCUGAUAACCCCAGCUGGGAGUGAGCAGUGCUUGACUCAAAAGGUUUGCUCCCCUCGGAUUUUGGGUGUGGCUUUUCUUUUGGUUUGUUGUUGUGUUGUUUUUUUUUUCCCCCCUCUUUGGCCCAGAUUUUAGGUUAGAACUUAGAGGUGAAAGGAGUUGGAGUGGUGAGGGUCGGUCUGGUGUUGCUGAGUGGAGGUGAGAAGUGCUGUGCUGUGUUCUGGGGCAGGGAUUUCUCAGCCCACGUUGUCCACACUGGGAACUCUCUACCUUGCUGGUGAACUGAGCUGGUAGCUGUGGGUGGAGAAGGGGGGGACGUAUUUUGGGUUCUUUUUUGUCAUGCAGCAGGAAAUGGCAUUUUGUGUGUCUGUGUGUGCACAGAAUGAGCCUGGUUGGCACCAAAUAUUGCCACAUUUCCUUCCUUUUUGUUUCCUUUUUGUCACCCUCUUGAUGCCACCUCCCUGCCUCAAGCCAGCCAACCCCUCCUGUCCAACUCCCAGCGUCUGCUGCCUGUACUCAGCGGUUCGACAGCUUUGCUGAAGGCCUGUUCCUCCAUGGGGGAUCUUGUUCUUGGGUGCUAGCUGUGAUUUUAAGGUUGAGUAAUUUACAACUUCAUUUCCUUAGGAACUGUCACUCUUGGUGCAGGUUAUAGGAACAAUGUUCAGCUCCAGCUGCCACCAUGGUUGGUUCUUGGGCAUUGAGGCAGCUGUGCGGCUUCGGAGCCCUUCUGCCAACUCUGCUCCAGAAGCUUCAACCUGUUCUCAAUGUGACUAGAAAUGAUUAGUUAAAAACUAGGAAUUUUGCUUAGAGUGAGUAUUUGGGGCUGGGUUUUGUGUCCCCCUCCCAAUGGGAGGGUACAAAGUGCUGCUGCUCCUGGGAGCUUUCCCAGGUGAUGCACAGGCAGGCACUGAGCAGAGCUGCAGUGGUUGGUGCCAGCUCUGGGCCUGGUUUUGCUGCCAGGAUGUGGGAGCAGUUAAAGGCAGAUAUGGGAGCAGGCACAGAACUGCUAAUUGGUGACCAGUAGGUCUCAUGGUGGGGCCAGUUAAGUGAAGAGGUCUGAUUUGAUCCUAAUAAUUUUACAAAUAUAUAUAUAGAGAGAGAGCAAAAAACAGCAUUUGGAACCCUUUCAACCAAUGUUUUGAGCCAUUGUAACCAGGAUUUUGACCCCUCUUAACACUUUGAACCAUUUUAUCCAGCAUUUAAAACCCUUUCACACAGCAUUUGGAACAAUUUAACCCCCCCCCUUUGUUUUAUUUUCUCUAAUGCUGGAGGAUUUUGCUUUGGUAUCUCUCAGUGAGAGCUGCCCUUAAACUUCUUUUCCAGUCGAAGUCUGAUGGCAAAGGAAAUGCCACUUGUAGCCCUCAGAGAAGAUGAGGACUUCCAGAGCUGGAAUAACUUUGAGGGGACCUCUGUGAAGACUUCUUUUGGGGGAAGAUUUCUGCUUGGCCAAGGAAAUUUCCACUGUUAUUUCCUGCACAGACUUCCCUGAUGCUAAACAUUUGGAGCCUUCAAAGGAAAUCCUCUCAAAGCCCAGGUAGCACUUGGCAGGCUGCCAGCAGGCAGCCUCUCUGAGCAGUAAUUUAUUCUAUUUAAGAUGCUUUUGUGUUGAGACUUUGGUGCUUUGCCACUAGCUGAGCUGCUUGUAGGGUUGAUUCCUUUAUCCUGUACGAAGGGUUUUUGUCCUGGGUGUAUCUUAGCUGCUGAGAGUGAUUUGUGUCUUCUGCUGAGUUCAGAUCUGAGUGAUUUGGAGUUUCUCUUUUUCAGUGCCAGUAUUUAUGUCUGGUGUAGCUGUGGAUAGACUGGGAGGGGAAAACCAGCAGCUCAGUGAGGCAGAGCCCAGUGGUGUGAUGGGGAGGGGGUGUAGGAAGGGCUGCUGGAGCAGGGCUGAUGCCUGUGAGUGCCCUGGGGAGGGUUUGUCUGCUGCUGAGCACUGGGGCCUGGAGAGUGUUCAGUGUCUCCAGGUGAGAUCUGCACAGCUGCUGAAUGCUUUUGCUGCUUCAGAGCCCUGAGGAGCUUGGAGGUCCUCUGGAUGUGGCUGAGCAGGAGCAGCUCCAGGUUCAUCUCUGGGGGACGCAGAGGCAGGUGUCAGCUGGGGAGGGCAACUUCCCCACUGCUUUGUGCAGCACAGCCCUGGCUGGGCCUCCCUGGGUGCUCUCUGCUGCUGCAGGGCAAGUUAAAGCCAGCUCCUGGGAGUGCUCCUUGGCCAGGGGCUGCAGUGGGUGAUCUUCUAGGUGUCACUGUGCCAAACCUCAGUUUGAGAAACUCAUCCCUUGGGGCAUCACUCAGAGCCAUGUGGCUCCUCCUGAGCUGUCUGUGGGAGGCUCCCAUGGGAUCAGUCCCCUAGAAAUCAUAAUUUAUUUUAUCAUCUUUUUUUUUGGGGGGGAGGGUGUGGGGGGUUGAGAGUUAAUCCUUAGAGAUUGUUAAGGGUAUCUUGGUGGUAGAGAAGUGCUGUGUAGUGAAGCUUUUUGAAAUGGCAUUAAACUAAUUUUAUUUAAUCUCAGCUAAAUUAAAUCCUUUUGGGUUUGGGGAAGGGUAUUUUUUUGGGGGGGGGUUGGUACUUCCAUGGCCAGUUCAGUCACUUCCAUGGCCAGUUCAGUCACUUCCAUGGCCAGUUCAGUCACUUCCAUGGCCAAUUCAGUCGCUUCCAAUGCCUUGCCUUGAGCUGUGGAGUGUAGCUGGAAUGAAGCUGUCAAAGUGCUGCAGAGCUUCCAAAAGCUGGUUUGUGUGAUGCUUUUUAGCCACUUUCUCUUCCAGCUCACCAAUAAAUAGGAUUUGCUGGUUUGCACUGCCUGGGAGACCUGCUGCCACCCACAAAACCUUUUGUGCUGUGAGUGUAGGAAGCUGAGGUCCUGUGCUGAUUUCUGUGCCUGGAGAAUGUCAGAGCUGGGGAAGUUCCUGAGCCCUGUGCCGAGUCUCUUCCCGGAGAGCUUGGGCGUGAGGAGGUUUUGUGUGUGUGUGAGAGAGAGAGAAUUGGGGAGGUUCCACUGGGUUGGGUCUGGUGUCCUUUGUAUCUGCUUGCCAACAGCUUGCAGCAGGAUCUGCCCAAGGUGUUGGUGAAGUUUGGGAUGAGGAUUUCAUUGUUGCAGUUGUGCUGUGGAGGAUGUUGAGGAACUCCAGGUACUCUUGAACUCCUUCAUAACUUGGUGAUUGUGGUGUCUGGAGGUGUUUCCUUGGGCUGACACUUGGCAGUCUGCCUGAUAAAGCCCAGAGCUGUGAGCUUCGAGGGGUUUUCACCUUAAAGCUUCUUGGAGGACUUGAUCCUUAUGGGUCCCUCCCAGCUUGAGUUCUGUGAUGCAGUUGGUGGUGAACAGCAGUUGCACAGCAGCUGCCUGGCAGCUUUGAGAUCAGAUGGAGCAGUUCAGGCUUAUCUGGAGUGUUCCCCAACCUGAUUGCUUCCUCCUGGACGUGGUGGUAGUGGGAAGGGAUGAAAAAGUCAUGAAGAGGGUUAGAGGUGUUGAGUGUGGUUGUGACAUGAGACUGCAGCCAAGAGCUGCUGAGCUUCAGGAGUCCUUCCAGGCAAGGAGAGGCCUGGCUGAGUGUGUUCUAAAGUUGAAGACUUCAUGAAAACUUAACUGCUUGCUCUGCUUUCACCCCCAGAGGAAGGAAGUUCAGAGGCAAAGGUGUCCAGAGCAGAUGGCAGAUAGAGGCUUCCUGGCUGCCUCGGGGCAGAAGUGGAGGAAGUGGUUGAGCAGUGUUGUGAGGGCAGCCUGGCCUCCAGUGCCAGGGCAGUGUCAGCUAAUGGUCACCUGUGGGCAGGCAGGCUGGGAGCUGUCCUGUGCACAUGUUCUUCCCUGGGCAGUGACACCAAGAUGUAGCAUUCAGCCUCCCUUGUGUCUGCCACCCUCCUGCUGCCCCUGCAGGCACCACUGAAUCUGCCAGUGCCUGGGGCAGCUGGCAGAGGGGGUUGUUCUGGGCUGCUGGCACAUGGUGCCACGGCUGGAGCACAAACCCAGGAGCUUCCAGGCCUGCAGAGCAGCAGCACAGGCUCAGUGAGUUUGUUAGUGGAAGGUCCAGAGCAAUCCACUGGAGUUUCUUCUGACACUCAAAUCAUCUUCACAGGGAUUUGCUGGUGAGCUCUGCUAGGAAGUGUGGAGGAGCUGCAGGGCCAGGAGCUCCCAAAAUCCAUGUGGAGUGGAGCUGGUGAUCCUCUAACACAGGAGCUGGAGCUGCACUGCAGCAGCCCUUCUGGGCUGCCUCUGCUGGCUGCUGGCCGAGCUCAGGACUCCAGCACAGAUUUUAACCCAUCCUAAGUUCCAAACUCUCUAAGCACACAGCUGAGGCUUGGAGCUGCUGUCAGAGGCAGUGUUUGAAGCCUGCCUGGAAACCAACUGAGGUACAGAAGGGACCCUGGUGUGGUGCUUUUCGUGGUGAAUUUCAGACUUCAUCCCACAGUGCAGGGUGUAAAAUUGUCACCAGUUAAUUUGUGCUGCCACCAAUUAACUGCCUUCCUGUUGUCUCCUUUAAUAUCCUCUUGGAUAACCUUUGAAGGAGAGGAAUUUCAGAGUUGUGGAGGGUUUCAGCCACACUCUGUUGGCUGGGAUGAGACCACCCCUGGUGGACACCAGCAGUGCACCCCUUGAGCCAGACUGGGUAUUCUUGCACCAGAACCCCUCGUGUUUUGCAGUAAAAAGUGCACUUUUCUUACCCCUCCCCCCUCUCAUCCCUGUCUGAUUUGUGUCUUACGUGGUAAAAGUGGUCUUCUGCCAGCACCCAGAGCUGAGGGUGUUGUGAAUUCUUCACUGUACUCAUUGAAACCUGAGAGCUGCUUCUGCUCAGUCUAUUUUGAGACAAAGUAGAGAGGAAAAUACCUCCCCGUAGAUUAGGAAUUGAAGCUAGGGAAUGAAACUAGACCCUGCCCUUAAGUCAAACCCUGUGCUCCUUAAGUACACCUUCAGGUUUGCUCUUGCACCAGCUCCUUAAAUCACAAAUGUUUACUUUGAUUAAACUGGGAGUGCCUUGUCCUGUGCUGGGCUGGCUCUGGGAAGUGCAGCGGUGCUGAUGGGGACAGGUGGGGACAGGAGGGCCCUUUGCACGUGGGCUGGGUGGGGAAGCUGAGCCUUGGGCACGGGGAGUCACCUCUGAACUCCUUCAGUGUCCUCAUUACCCAAGGCUGCUCCUCAGAAACUGCACUGAAUCGAGUUCUGGAGGUUUUCUGCCUCGCUGGGACCUGACAAAGGGAAGGACCCAAGAGUUUGCUGCUUCCCUGUCGCUCCCAGCUGGCUUGGCCAACUCUGUGGAGGUUCUCCUGUCUCUUCUGCAAGGUUCAGUGUUUCAUCCAGACUCCUUUCUGCUGUUCCAGCAUCACUCAGCCUCUGGGGUCCCCCAUCCAUGCAUCGUGGUCAAACACCCCCUUGUCUGUCUGGGUUUCUCAGGUGUUUGCCAGACUCCCGCUCGCCAGGACUCUUGGAGCUGCAGUUCUCAGUCCCUCGGGGCUGCUGGUGGUGCCAGCUGGUGGUGCCAGCGUGUCCUUGCAGUGCCUUGUAAAUCCAAACAAUCGAGGGUGUCACGGGGGGGACUGUGCAACCAGGGACCCUUUAGCAUCUUGCAGCUUGCUCUUGCUAGAGUGGACUUUGUAACUGGAGAUUUAACCCCAACUUUCAAAGGAAAUAAAAGAGUCUGACUCUGCC